AUGGCGGCUCCUAACAAGGUGUGGGGGAACUUUCCGGGGAAAAGUAUGGAUGGGCUGCUAGCCACGAACCUUGGAGAUGCUUGUAUGAUCAACCCGUAUGCGGACAUGUGCUCUCCGCCCACUGGCAAUGAACUGGUGAUUCUAAUACGGCUAUGA
Messenger RNA from Coccidioides immitis RS, 156 nucleotides. RefSeq lists its product as uncharacterized. NCBI's taxonomy places the organism in Eukaryota, Fungi, Ascomycota, Eurotiomycetes, Onygenales, Onygenaceae. The transcript is spliced from 2 exons. The record is from RefSeq and is a predicted model, not a curated record. Bases 1 to 156 code for a protein of 51 amino acids.